CUGUAGGGGGCCCUCGGCCUAGACUGGCAGCUUUUUGCGCAGGCGCAGCAAUUUCCCAGGGGUCUGCCAGCUGACGGUCAUGUCGGUGCAAGAGGACCCGGUUCAGCGGGAGAUCCACCAGGACUGGGCCAACCGCGAGUACAUCGAGGUGAUCACCAGCUCCAUCAAGAAGAUCGCCGACUUCCUCAAUUCCUUCGAUAUGUCCUGCCGCUCUCGCCUGGCCACGCUCAACGAGAAGCUGACAGCGCUGGAGAGGCGGAUCGAAUACAUCGAGGCCCGGGUAACAAAAGGUGAAACGCUGACAUAGGUGUGCUGGAGGCUCACAGGGAGCCAACCUGGAAGAGAAUGUGCAGCUAUUUACAAAGCUGAUAAUCAGACAUCCGAUUUCUUCAUUACUUAAUAUGGAUGGGAGUUAUGCUCGUUUCUACCCCUUGGGAAGCUGCAUCCCCCAUUUGAAGCCUGUGACUUUGUGCGGGUGAUUCCAGCUGAAACUGCUAAAUUGUAUGAGAACAUGUUUAAUUAUGUGGUUUUAUACAAGCAGAUUCAUGCAGUUCAUGUCCUGCUGCCCCCAUGUGCUUGCAAGGCCCUCUGGCUUUGCAACAAUGGAAUCUCUUAAUUGAACCAAAUCUUAGUUUCUGGGAACAUUAUUAUUUUUUCUUCUAGAAUAGAUCAGGAUGUGGGGACUGCACAUAGUGGGUGACUCUGGUGGCAGUUUCAGUAUACAUAGUAAACAUCCUAUGGCUAGCUUUUGUUGUUGGAAGGUAUCAAAUCACCCAUUUGGCUGCAGUUGCCCAAUAGAAUAAAUGUGCAGUAUAUAUUGGGGGUGGGGAAGAAGAUCAUGUGCCAAGGGAGGGGUGGCUCAGUUUUCUAAGUAUUUUGUAUUCUCUAAUGUAACUUGGGGUGUCUUUUCCAUUUGUGUUUCAAAAUAAAACCACCUCUGCUUAA
Hemicordylus capensis (graceful crag lizard) is the source of this 945-nucleotide messenger RNA. It is a transcript of the gene BRK1, whose product is annotated as BRICK1 subunit of SCAR/WAVE actin nucleating complex. The transcript is spliced from 3 exons. The record is from RefSeq and is a predicted model, not a curated record. Gene Ontology annotation, molecular function: protein-containing complex binding. Gene Ontology annotation, biological process: actin filament organization; cell motility; regulation of actin polymerization or depolymerization. Gene Ontology annotation, cellular component: SCAR complex. NCBI's taxonomy places the organism in Eukaryota, Metazoa, Chordata, Lepidosauria, Squamata, Cordylidae. The coding region runs from base 80 to 307 and encodes 75 amino acids.